This is a messenger RNA of Fraxinus pennsylvanica, 1062 nucleotides long. Lineage: Eukaryota; Viridiplantae; Streptophyta; Magnoliopsida; Lamiales; Oleaceae. The record is from the annotation of a GenBank genome assembly.
AUGAGUAAAUUCUGCAUACCAUCAAAGCCAUGUUUGAUGAUUUGCAUUGUGUUAAUGGCACUUUUAGGGCCUAUGAGUGAUGCAAAAAAAUGUCCUUUUGAAGCUAUUUUCAACUUUGGAGACUCAAAUACUGAUACAGGAGGCUUUUGGGCUGCUUUCCCUACAGAGAGGCUUCCCUUUGGCAUGACCUACUUCAAAAGGCCUUCUGGAAGAGCAACUGAUGGAAGAGUCAUCAUUGAUUUCUUAGCUCAAGGUCUGGGGCAGCCAUUUGUGAGCCCAUAUCUGCAAUCAAUUGGAUCGGAUUACAGACAUGGGGCAAAUUUUGCAACAUUGGCAUCCACAGUGCUCCUGCCAAACACGUCCUUAUUUGUUACUGGGGUUAGCCCAUUUUCAUUGGCCAUCCAGCUUAACCAAAUGAAGCAUUUUAAAGUCAAAGUCGAUGAGCUUCACUAUUCAGGAAAAACCAACCUUCCUCCACCAGACAUUUUCAGAAAAUCCCUCUACACAUUCUAUAUAGGCCAAAAUGACUUCACUGGAAACUUGGCAUCCAUUGGUAUAAGGGGAGUGAAGAAGUAUCUGCCUCAAGUAAUUUCCCAAAUCGCUAGCACCAUCAAGGAGAUUUAUGCAUUAGGAGGGAGAACAUUUUUGGUUCUGAAUCUUGCACCAAUAGAAUACAACAGUAUGCUGAAAGAAGCUAUGAAAAAAACCAGAAAAGAUCUCCCAAAAGCUGAAGUUAUCUAUGUUGACAUUCACACUGUGAUGCUGAAGCUAUUCCAACACCCCACUUCUCAUGGAAUGACAUAUGGAACCAAAGCAUGCUGUGGAGAAGGAGGUGGUGCCUACAAUUUCAACCCUCAAGUUUACUGUGGAAACAGCAAAGUGAUCGAUGGUCACACGCUCAAUGCCACAGCUUGCAGUGAUCCACACAAUUACGUAAGCUGGGAUGGAAUCCAUGCCACAGAAGCUGCUAACAAGCUUGUGGCAUAUGCCAUUCUCAAUGGCUCUUAUUCUCAUCCUGCUUUUUCACUUUACAACUACUGUGAUAUUCACCCAUUUACUUGA